UCCACAACUACAUCCGGGGCAUUCAGAAGUUUCACAUGUCAGUCGGUUCACAUCCAUGGGUUCAGCUGUGAAAUCCUGGCGGUAUGUGAAGACGCUCCAGCAGCUACUCCCGAUUUAAGGCUUUCUGGAGAAGAAAUGGCGCUGAUGGGAAUUCAGCUUGUGGUCAGCUUGCUGGCUGCCACCGCUAUGCAGAGGAUGGCUCCACAUUACUCAUUUGCACGCUGGCUCCUCUGCAACGGCAGUUUGUUCCGGUUCAAACACCCAACAGAAGGAGAGCUGUGUGCACUGGCACGAAUGCAGAUGCCCAAACAAAACAGGAGAGACAGGAGGCAGAAUGGGGAGAGCAAGCCUCUCACAGUGCCCAAAGACAUUGACCUUCAUCUAGAGAAAGCUCCCGUCAAUGUCAUUGACGCUCUUGUGCUUCAUUUUUUCCUGGAGUAUCAGUGGCUGGUAGAUUUUGCAGUCUAUGCAACAGGUGUCUACUUGUUCACAGAGUGUUACUACAGUGCAGUGGAUGCCAGCAAAGAGGUCAAUAUCGGAGCUAUCUGGUGUGUUCUGACUGUUCUCUUCAGUCUAAAGACCCUUCACACCCUGAUGAGCCACUACUUCCACUCCAAAGAGGGCGGUGAGCGCUCAGUGUGCCUCGCCUUCGGUUUUCUGUCCCUGCUCGUGGCCAUGCUGGUGCUGGUGGUCAGAGAGGACUACCUGGAGUUUGGUCUGGAGUCAGGCUUUUCCAGCCUCUUUGACAAUUUGGAAAUUUUUGCCAAGCAGCAGGGCUACGCUGAUUGGUCAGUCCCAGUGACUAAGCUCACAGUGAAGUUUGGUUUGGCGGCUGUCUGCGCUUACAUUGGUGCUCUCCUGGCCUUCCCCGGAUUGCGACUAGCUCAGACUCAUCUUGAUGCAGUACAGAUGAAUUCAGACCGCCCACUCAUCCAGAUUCUUCUGCAUGUGAGUUUCCUUUCUCCAGUUAUUGUGUUGGUGUUGUGGGUGAAACCAAUUACAAGAGACUUCCUGGUCAAUGCGCCUAUGGGAAAGACCUCUGUCACAAUAGUGUCCAGUGCAGCAUUUGACAGCUUGCGCCUGUGGAUCAUAGUAUUGCUGUACGUACUGCGCCUAGCACUGACUCGUUACCACCUGCAGGCCUACCUCAACCUGGCUCAGAAGUGGGUGGAGCAGAUGAAGAAGGAAGCAGGGCGGAUCGCUGCAAUUGACAUUCAGAGGAAGGUCACACGUGUGUUUUGCUACCUGACUGUAGUCACUCUCCAGUAUCUGCUUCCUAUUUUGCUCAUACUCUUCUCAACACUAUCACUCAAGGCACUAGGGGACUUUUCUUGGCGGGCUGGUGCAGAGACAGUGACACCAGCACUGGUGAUGCCCACAUCAGCGCCUGUGCAUCCUGGAGGUCUUGAUGAAGAUGAAGAGGGGAUGGAUGACAUGGAGGAGGACAUCCAAGCCACCGUAGCUCACUUGUCAGCAACCUUCACCACACUGCGCUCCGUCCUCACUCCGCUUUUCUUCCGAGGCUUCUUCGCCUUCUUCACCUGGUGGGUGGCUGCCUGCCAGGUCAUCAGCUCUCUGUUUGGUGUCUACUUCCAUCAGUACCUUAUGCAGAACUAAUGGAGGAAACACGCACACACACACAUGCACUGCUCUACCUGUAAUGCAGCUAUUGUUAUCCUGUUGCAAAGGAUGCCUGCAGACAGGACAUUUUAUUACAAUACACAACUACUGACACAAUACAACUUGACUUUGGCUGUAACAGAAGAAGAAGAUGAAGGUUUGUUGAGACAGUUGUAGAAAGGUGUCUUUUGCUUAAUAAUAAUAUUAGAGUGAACCAGGGCCUCUAUCUCAAAGCAAGUUCACGUUUACCUGGCUUUCUUUGGGUCAGUGUUAGGCUUCAUUGAGUCUAACUUUGGCAGUCUUCGAUAACCGGUAUCAUGAAGCUGGUUGACAGCUGGCUCACUUAACUCUGGGUUUACUGAACCAGCUACAAGCAUGUUCAUGCAACUUGGAUACAACAUCAAAAGAACCAUGUGCCACAUACUCGGUACCCACUGGAAAAUGAUUGGGCUGUUAUGGCAGCAAGAAACGAUUCUGUGAGGUGAAAUGCACUCAGUAUGUUAGGUCUACCUGUUGCUUUAACGUUGUCAUUUUGGAAGAUGAAGUCUUUGCUACAUAUGUACAGGGAUGUGUUCAUUUACCCUAGUCUCAUUGGUAUAAAUUGGGUGGACAAAAUAAUAGAAACACCUGUUAGCAUAAUGCAAUACAGUUCAACAAACAUUUGAACGUGAUCGCCUUCACAAAGGCAGGAUUUAUUUUAUAUUAGGCUACAUUAGUUUUAGCUUGGUGUGCCCAGUAAAGUGACAAAUGAGACUAUACAAGUAGACCAGAAUAAGAGGCUUUUGAAAUUGUAGGAAUAACUUAUGAAUCUUAAAGGUAAAGUUACAAUUAAGUGUAGGAAUCAUAAUGUAGGCCUUUAAAAUAGUUUGGUAUUUUCAACAUGUUCCUUAGUGUAAAAAAAUGUGACAUUCUGGCUCUGUAUUUGUCUGUGUGAGCAAAUUAUUAACACUGAUAUACUUACAAACAAUUAAAGCUACUUCCUGCUGCUAAAGUAGACCAAUGUACGGAUAGACAGAAAGAAAGAAAUGCUUUAUAAAGUCUGUCUGACCGAAAUUAUUCUGAACUUCGGACUUAAGUCCAUGUCAUGAUCUGGUAAAAAUGAAGAAUCAAUUUUUCCUGUGAUUUGAUUGGUCAGUAGUAUAGACUUUUAACAGGUUUUUAUCGGAUCUUCUGAACUCAACCUUCUCCAGAUCAGGUUCAGGCAGCACAGGCUACCAUGGCGAGCUACGUUGGUUAAAAGUGAACCAGCUUUUUUAUGCCAGAGUUAAGCAUCUAACCCACUGAUCUUGCUUUGUGAUGCAGGCCACUGACUAUCUUCCAGCUACUUUAUUUCAUUUUUCUGAAGCUGUAUCUAUGCCAGUGUUACCUGAACCAUUCUUAACAGAACAUUGUUAAACAUGCUGUAUUUUAAUAUAUUUAAUGGUACCAGGGUGAGUGUUAGUGCUUUCCUCAGUUUGGAAAUGCCUUUUUAUUAUUGUGAGGGACUCUUUGUGCUCCUCAAGAAACCGAUUCAAGAGUGCUAAAUUUUCUGUUUGGUUUUUAACCUUUUUCUGCUGUGAUGUAUUUAGAAGUAGUAAAAGUCAGAUCCAGCUUAGUGAACUGAACAAAGCUGAACCAGGCAGAACUGUAGUCAUGGCUGUAUAUGAGUAGUUGCUUUAUAUUAAGAAUUUCCUUCUUAAUUCCCAAGUGCCUGGAAGCUCAGGGGUUUUGAGUGAGUUUUAAAAUCUCCAUCCUCCUCCUUCAUGUGUAUUGAGAACAAAUAAUACGCAUCUGUUGAUAGAUGAAAUUAGCGGUCCAAACCUUUUCCUUUUAUUUUUAAACACUACUAGGUGAGAAACUUGUUAGUUCUUAUUCAGUCACAUCAAUUUUUUGCUGUUUUUAUUGCCAUGCAGUCAUGUACAUGUAAGAAUAAUCAAAGCCUUAUUUGAAUCAGUUUUGCAUUAGUGAUUUUAUUUAUUUAUGAUAUGUUGCCUCAAACAACUGAUAGGAAAUUUAUACAGAUCUAAUUCUGUACAUUUUGGAUUCUGUUGGUGGCAAGUUUCUUUUUUUGUUUGUUUGUUUUUAGCUAGUGUAUUGAAAUUGAAAGCUCUGAAACUGUAAUACUGUGAAGUUCAUAUCGAAGUGUUGCAUUUUGAGAUUUUUUUUUAAUGCAUGGUGUGCAGACAUUUGGCUAUAAACUGAUUGUUUUGUUUGUGUAGCACAAUAAAAAUUAUUAAAUUAUUUUCAUGUAACUUAGAUAUUUCUCUCAAAAGCGUGGGAGAUACUGAUAAAACAUUUUCUUUUAAAAGUUGCUGUUCCAGUUGAGAAAAGACACAUCUGGCAAUGGAGUGUUGCGCCACUGUCCUUGGUCCUGACCUCUGACCCUAACCUUCUGAGAAGAUUGUUCUUUAAUAAAUUAAUUAAUAUGAACCUGA
This is a messenger RNA of Monopterus albus (swamp eel), 4034 nucleotides long. It is a transcript of the gene tmem161a, whose product is annotated as transmembrane protein 161A. The transcript is spliced from 11 exons. Bases 136 to 1617 code for a protein of 493 amino acids. NCBI's taxonomy places the organism in Eukaryota, Metazoa, Chordata, Actinopteri, Synbranchiformes, Synbranchidae. The record is from RefSeq and is a predicted model, not a curated record.